ACCAGCCGGUCCGGGUUGCCGGCGGAGGCCAGAGGUGGCCGGCCGCCCUCGCCGAGGCGGCUCCGAGGGGAAGGGGGCGUCCCGCCGGAGGGUGGCGCGAGCGAGGCCUGACAAGGGGGCUGCUUCUCGGUUCGGCAGGGCCUGCCGGAUCGCCCUCCGGAGGCACCAGCGGCAGGGAUGGAGAGCAAGGACCCGGAGACCGAGAUCCACCCGCUGAAGAACGAGGAGGGCAAGGCGGCGGCGGCGGAGGGCAAGGGCACGGCCGCCCCGGGGGCAGGGGGCCUCCCCAGGAAGGCCGGGCGGCUCUCCCGGUGGCGCACGGCCGCCUUUUUCCUCUCCCUUUUCCUGUGCCUGCUGGUGGUCUUCGCCUUUUCCUUCAUCAUCCCCUGCCCCGUCCGGCCGGUCUCCCAAAAGACGUGGAGCAGGAGUUACGACAAUGCCGCCACGUACCCGUUCCUGGCCUUGGCAGACGUGGACGGGGAUGGCGUGCAGGACGUCCUCUUUGCCUUCCAGGCGGCCGCCGGGCACCUCGACCACCACCGUCGCUCCUUCAACAGCUCCUGUCCGGAGGCGGGCUUGGCCUCCCCCUGUGCCUUUGUGGCUGCCCAUUCAGGCACCAAUGGCAGCACACUCUGGGAGAGGCCGGUGGGGGAAGACCUCCUGCUGAUGGACUGCACGCUGGAACUGACGAACACCCCGGCCUGCCUCCUCAUUGGGAAACCUGACUUCUUGGCCGCCCUCGACCGGAGGACAGGUCAGGCUGUGUGGCAGCAGGUGGUUGACUUUGGAACCAAUUCCACAAUACUGAGUCCCCUGCUGAAGGUCCCUGAUAUCAACAAGGAUGGUGUGUCUGAUCUCUUGUUUUUUACGUCAACAGGAGGGAAGGUGACAUUUUUAUUCUGUUCUGGCUCAGAUGGCCGUCCGAUUGGGGCCAGCAAAGUCCUGCAUCUGCCAGGGUGCCGUGGCCAUCUUCUGCACCUCACCAAGAGCGGUGCCCUCUAUGUGCUCUUCUAUUCAGUAACAACUGUGUAUGCCUACUCGGUGGAGGAGCUCUUCCACAUGGUCUUGGAAGACCAUCAUAGCACUGCCCUGAAGGAGGACCCACACUGGGAGCUGACCAUUGACAGAACUACCCACCAGCUCUCCUUUCUCAGCACCGGAGAGAUCCUAUCUUUGGCAGAGGUGGCCAAAAAAGCGGGGGCCAGCCUUUUGGUGGCCAGGUCCGGCAUGCUGGAGCUGGUGGAUGGGCAGCGCCUGGGUUCCAUGUGGGUCACGGACAUACCCCACAUCUGGAGGGAGCCAGUGCUGGGGUCUUUCUACCCUGACGAGGUGGAUGUGCUCAUCGAAAGCCAAGUCUCGCCCACGAGGAAGAAGGUCUUGAUGGUGGAGGGGGCCUCUGGAGACAUUGAGUGGGAGGUGGAGCUGCUCUCCCAAGAGGACAAUCCCAGGGCGGCCACUUUGGCGACAGCCGAUCACAGAUCGGCCUUCCUUUUCUGGGGUCUUUAUCCUGAGAACACGAAUGGAACGGGGUCCUCUGAAGAGCCCCGCCCGUGGCAACCCCAGAAGCUCUACCUCUUCCACCCCUCUCUCCCCAACGUCCUUUUGGAGAUGAGCAACAGCUCCGAAGCCAUUGUGGCCUUUGAGGGGGUGCUCUUUGAGCACAGCCGCCAUGCCUGCUACGUGCUGCUGACGGGGCCGCAAGCGGGCAGCCCUCCCGGGAACGUGGGCCUCUUGAAGCGGAAGCUGAAGGAGGACGUGGCCAGCAGCCGCGUGAUCUGGCUCAGCCGGCUGGCCCAGGACUCUGACCAGAACAUCCGUGACCGUUUCUACCGGAUGAGAUACCGCAGCCUCCGCUGAACUCUGGCCAGGAGACCAGGAGGACUCAGGCGGAGCCUCUCCCCCAAGCUGCCGCUGGGGUGGCCUCCAUCCCCAGGUGUGGGAAAGGGGACAGAGGUGGAGUUGUCUGGGGGUGUGUGAGCAAAGUUUGGGGCUGCGCAGGUGGGCCUUCCUUGGCGCCGGCUGCCUUCCCAGCACCUUCCUACCCUCAUCCAGGGUGGCAGCUUCUUUUCCAGGAUGGUUCCUAUCGAGAGUGUAUCUAUGUGUGUGUGUGUGUGUGUGUUUGCGCCCCUCACCAGGUACAUGUUUGUGGCAGGCGAACGCCCUGUCCCUUGACUGACAUGAGCAGCGUUGGAGCCUCGUUUCCCCCAACGACCAAAGAGACCUUUUUUGUUGCCAGGUGGGGAGCCCACCUGUGCCCUGUCAGCCCUCCAGCUCAGAGGCCUCAGAAAAGUUCUGUCUCCUUCCUCGACCCCCCUCCCCAUCGCUGCCGCUUCCCAAUGCCAGCUUUGCAAGCAGGGGUCCGGCCGCAGCCUCUCGCUUCACCUGAGUGGCCCUUUCAGAGAGGCCGGCAGCCGGAGGAGCGCCUGGGUGGACGCAGGGGCCUGGCUCUGCCGAGCCACUCUGCUGGAGGACAGGGCCCCGCGCACGCGCGCUCCUGGGGUGGCCUCCCGCCAGCCUAGGACAAACCGCAUCGGCGAGGGUCUCCUGGGGCCCCAGCCGAGCUGCUUCCUCUGCCUGGCCUCCUCUUCCUGCUCCGAGCCCUUCAAGGAGCAGCCUUUUCCUCGGGGCUCCUGCGGGGUGGGGGUGAUGGGGGCUCACAGACGCAGGUGGGGCUUUGCAACGGUAACAAACUGCCGCUGGGGUCUGGCCGCCACCACCGCCACUGCAGUGGGUUGAAUAAAUCUUACUUGUGAUCCACA
Messenger RNA from Pogona vitticeps (central bearded dragon), 2759 nucleotides. The record is from RefSeq and is a predicted model, not a curated record. NCBI's taxonomy places the organism in Eukaryota, Metazoa, Chordata, Lepidosauria, Squamata, Agamidae.